Kwoniella mangroviensis CBS 8507 is the source of this 372-nucleotide messenger RNA. RefSeq lists its product as uncharacterized. The transcript has 6 exons. The record is from RefSeq and is a predicted model, not a curated record. Gene Ontology annotation, cellular component: cytosol. Bases 1 to 372 code for a protein of 123 amino acids. Lineage: Eukaryota; Fungi; Basidiomycota; Tremellomycetes; Tremellales; Cryptococcaceae. Gene Ontology annotation, molecular function: protein-disulfide reductase [NAD(P)H] activity.
AUGCCAUUGACAAUAUCAGGACAGUACCCACCUUCCGACUCUUACCUCAAAUCGAAAGAUGGUAAGAGCCCAAUAUAUCUUAUAUUUUACUCGGAUGUAGAAGGAGGCAGGAUGUGGUGUCCUCAUUGUAGGGAUGUAGAGGGAAUUGUGAAAAGUGCUUUCACGGGGAACUCCAAGUCUAAUGGUGUCAUAACUUAUAUUGGACCUUAUUCUGGUUGGAAGAACGUUCCUACCCAUCCUGCAAGGAUAAAAUACGGUGUGAGGUCCGUACCUACCAUCAUCAAGCUGGAUGAUAACGGAAAAGAACUAGAUAGAGUUGAAAAACCUGGUAUCUUAGGUUCGACAAGGUUCGAUGAUUUCUUGGGGUUAUAG